This is a messenger RNA of Tyto alba (common barn owl), 2672 nucleotides long. RefSeq names its product PTEN induced kinase 1 (gene PINK1). The transcript has 8 exons. Gene Ontology annotation, biological process: autophagy of mitochondrion; protein phosphorylation; positive regulation of mitochondrial fission. NCBI's taxonomy places the organism in Eukaryota, Metazoa, Chordata, Aves, Strigiformes, Tytonidae. Gene Ontology annotation, molecular function: ATP binding; protein serine/threonine kinase activity. The record is from RefSeq and is a predicted model, not a curated record. Gene Ontology annotation, cellular component: mitochondrion. The coding region runs from base 18 to 1700 and encodes 560 amino acids.
CUGAGGGGGGAGCGGCCAUGGCGGCGCGGCUGCUGCUGGCCCGGGCCCUGCGCCUGCUGCCGCGUUACCGCCCGCCCCGCGCCCCCCGCCCCGGCCCCCGGCCCGCCCCGCCGCCCUCGCCCCGCCGGCCCUGGCUGUCCUGGCUGCCGGCUGCCCGCCGCCUCCUCCUGCGCGGCCCGGCCGGCGGGCCGGCGGCGGUGGCGCGGCGGUGGCGCGGCGGGGCCUGCCUGGCGCUGGCGGUGACGCUGGGGCUGGUGGAGCCGCGCCUGGAGGAGCAGCGACGGGCCGAGGCGGCGUGCCGCCACAUCCAGACAGUGUUUGUUGGAAAGAACAAGCCUCAGAAAGAUCCCCUGAGCUCCUUCCGCUGGCAGGGCUUCAAGCUGGAAGAGUAUCUCAUCGGCCAACCCAUCGGGAAGGGCUGCAGUGCUGCUGUGUACGAAGCAGCUAUUCCUCUCUCUCGCUAUCGUCGGGGGCCUGCAGAGAGCAGCUGCCUUGCGGGGCAGGGGCCAGCCGUGCAGCAGGGUCGUGGCUCGGCUUCCCAGGGGGCUGAAGAGGAGCCUGUAGAGAAACACCAACUGAAAGAGGCUUUUCCGUUAGCUAUCAAAAUGAUGUGGAACAUUUCGGCGGGUUCGUCGAGCGAAGCCAUCCUCGCCGCUAUGGGCCGAGAGCUUGUUCCCGCCACGGCGGCUGCCUUGGCCGGAGGGUACGGAGCCGUCUCUGCCCGCAGAAAACCUGUCCUUGGGAGGAAGAAGUUACAGCCUCAUCCAAAUAUAAUCCAGGUGAUCCGAGCGUUCACAUCCUCUGUCCCUUUGCUGCCUGGAGCCCUCGCAGACUAUCCAGAUGUUCUUCCGUUAAGCCUGAAUCCCAGAGGGAUCGGUCACAGCCGCACGCUCUUCUUGGUGAUGAAGAAUUAUCCAUGCACGCUGCACCAGUAUCUGAGGGAGAACAGUCCGGAUGUUUGUCUCUCCACGAUGAUGAUUUUACAGCUCUUGGAAGGUGUGGACCAUCUUGUUCGACAUGGAAUUGCACACAGAGACCUGAAAUCUGACAACAUCCUUGUUGAAUUUGAUUCUGCCGGCUGCCCCUGGCUGGUGAUCACGGACUUUGGCUGCUGUUUGGCAGAUGAGAACAUCGGCUUGAGACUGCCUUUCACCAGCUCCUACGUGGAUCGGGGCGGCAACGGCUCCCUUAUGGCACCUGAGGUGAUCACGGCGACACCCGGUCCAGGCACGGUGAUCAACUACAGUAAAGCCGACGCUUGGGCUGUUGGAGCAAUCGCCUAUGAAAUCCUUGGCUUGGCCAAUCCGUUCUACGGCCACGGGGACUCAGCUCUGGAAAGCAGAAGUUACCGUGAAGACCAGCUGCCAAGGCUGCCCGACCACGUGCCCUGUGAGGUGAAGCAAGUGAUCAAAAUGCUACUUCAGAGGGAUCCCAACAAGAGAUUGUCUGCUAGAGUUGCUGCUAACGUGCUUCACCUAAGCCUCUGGGGUGAAAGCAUUCUAGCGUCCAAGGCCCUGAAACCCGACCAGAUGAUCUCCUGGCUGCUCUGCCAGUCUGCGGCAGCUUUGCUCAUGGAUGGACUGGUGGAUAAAAGCCGGGUGGAGACCAAAAUGAAGAUGUGCUUUUUGGCAAACCUCGAGUAUGAAGACCUCUGGGCAGCAAUAUUCCUGUUGCUGGCCUGGAGAAGCCGGUCUGGGUGAAGAGUACCAUCAGGGACACGACCCUGCGAUAGAUAAAUGGCACUUUCUAAAGGCACGUAGGAAUCUGUCUUUUCUGUCUGCCUGGAAUCCUGUAGUGCUUUAGGGAACAGAACUGCAGGCCUGUGUUUAAGAGGUUGAGUUUAUCUCUAGCAAGUGUUAGUACACACUGCUUUUCUCUCCCUGCUAGAGGAAAUGCCUUGGCUUUGUUACUCUCUUGGUGUGAGGGUGUGCGGACCGUGCAGGUGUCCUGAGGUACGUGGUUGGCUUUGCUCACAUUUGGGAAUUCUGAAUUGACUUCUAAGUUGUGUGUUGAAUGAAGCAAGUUCCCUUUCAGAGGAGGGGGUGUGUGGGAGGAGGCACUGUCUGGCUGCUGGUUACACGGAAGCAUCACGGAUUUAAACCAUACACUGACAAAGGGACAAGCAAUCUUUCUUUUCUUAGGGAAAUCGGUGGUGGUCUUAAGAGGAUAUUCCUCUGCAGCCACAGACAGAUACUGCUAUAAAAUGACAGCCUGAAAGCCUCCUACUGAGGUGCUGCCUGGUAACGUGAGCGUCAGGAGCUGCUCGCUUCGUAGGAUAAUGCACCAUUAAAUACCUCGCUAGUUGUACGCAAAAUAACGGAAGUACAUUGAACCCCAAACCCACUUCUGCUUGUUUCUUGACUGUCGUAAUUAUCGGGGUCUGAGGCUGAGUCCAGCUGUGUCCACUGAGGGAUAAUGCUGCCAACAAAAUGGGGCUGAGCAGCAGUGCCUGCUUAAAGAGUUUAAUGUCAUGCUCUUGUGUUUUACUGACCCGUCUUUUCUGUUGAACGGUGAAGUGUAAUUUCCUUUGGCCGGGCAGGAUAGGAGACAUCCAUGCUUGAACAGCAGUCGUGAUUAUGAAAACAUCAUUUCAUUUCAUGUCUGUAAUCGUGUUUAGAGGAACUUGGGGAGAAACUUAUGCUUGUUGCACAAUAAAUUGAAGAUUAAGCUCU